GGAAGGAGGUGGUGAAGGGCCAAGAACGACGUACCCCAAGGACCAAGGGAGGGCAGGAUCAAGUAGACGCCCUGUUGCUGCACCUGUCAGUGGGAUUCCAAGCAGCCCACUCGAGGAACCAAGCGGGUAAUUGCUCCCCGGCUGUGAAUUACAACCUUGUCGUGUUGAAUGACACCAUCAGGGUAGAGGGAACAACGAGGAAACUAACGGCAAGGCGAAACGAACUAAAGAAAUGAACGGAAUGAGGAGGGCCUCACGUCCACAAGCCACUGACGUCGAGAACAAUAUAGCGAGAGGAAGGACGGUACUCUACUGACUGUAACAUUGUUGGAAACUAACGAUAGCUUUAUUGUGCAAUGACUUUGAGGUUCAUCCGUGCUCGGGCCGUGGUCGUCCUUCAAUCAGUCUAUUUUUGGUAAACAGGCCCAAUGGAAACGUAACGAAACAGAUGAUGGCUCAACACCACCACCAGCACAAUCAAAGAGCCGCCGCUACCGUUGGCACUACUAUUACAACGAAAGGUGUUUUCUCCGUGGCCCAUCGAAAUGGUCCCGAGAACUUGGCCUCACCACUUUCUUCGGCGUCCUCGAGUCCUUCGCCGUCGUCCAGGAAGCUCAAGCCCGGCACACCCAGUAGUCGGGACGAUGAGCAGUCCGCUCGUAAUCAUUGGCGUAGAAAGAGUUCGUCUCUUUUUGAGAAACCCGUGGCUCACAAAGAUACGGAGACACUCAUCUUGAAUACAGCCGAGGAGCACGCAAAAAGUCCAUCCCCAAAUGGACAUGAAGGUCUGAACACAACCGCUCGACUUAGAGCGAAGGUCAGAUCGGUCAAGACGUUCAGCGAAGUGAUGCGGCAAAAGUCGAAUCAAAGCAUGAAAAAGUCUCAAGGCAGGGCCGCAUCGGAUCAAAGGCGAAAAACAAGCCGACUCAGUUCACGAGAUGCCCAUGCCAGGGGUAAGGACAGUAGUUCAGACCGUGGAUCCUCGUCCUCUCGGAGAGGCAGUGAUGACAAACGGCCGAGCAUUAGCCUGGACGAGCCGGAGGUCGCGGCCUCGGAAGUCAAACAUCAAUCAGUGAAGAAAACCGACAGCUUGGAACGAUUAUGGGAGCAGGUGCGAGGGAUCCGGCCGCAAAUUGUGGUGAAUUUGCCUCCAGACGAGAACGACCAAGAUGGAAGUGGAAACCAGAUUGUGGAUGUUUUAAAGAUAUCUGGUCAAACGGGAGCCAAAAGCAUUGCCUCAGUGGAUCAAAUUUGCCAGGCUUUCAGCCAACCCAUUCGAGAAAAGAAAUCCCUGAAAGACGUGGCUAGGAGCGAGAUUGGUCGAGAGCUCUCCGAGGUCGAAAAAAUGAUUCAGCAAUCACAAGUCAUUUCAGUUGGGCGUCGUCAAUUCGACCCGGAUGAAUUGGUCAAUGAACACGGCAAUGGGACCAAUUCAGAUGAAGAAGAGACUGAUCCUAAGAAACGGAUCCAGAAUGCCAAACCACGCUAUUUGGAAAUGUUUGCCAAGCCCGAAGAGAUCGAGAACCUCAACAAACCACCCAUGGAUCCCAAUCCCAAGACCUAUGGCCUCUGGGACACGGUGACGGAUGUGAAAAUCUUACCCACCCUGAUGCGAGUUAAACGCGAGUGGCAGCCACCCGAUUGGGAGAAGACCCUAGAGAACCUGAAAGUCGAAGGCAGAGACUUGGCCUCCAUCGACAACGAUCUCAAGGAGAUUUCUCAUGGGCGGGAGAAAGGCCGAAAGAAGACGGGCAAGUACCUUAUGCCUGAGGAUCUCUCGUGGUGCCGCAAGCACUGCCGCUUCAAAGAAAAGGAUCUCUUGAAAUGGUUCCGUCGCUUCCGGGAGGAAUGUCCCUUGGGAACAAUGGAUAAGGAUCAGUUUAGUAAACUCUUCAAAACAGCCUUUCCGUUGGCAGAAGAAGAGGAGAUGGCAGAACUGGCCUUUCAUUUCAUGGAACAAGAGGGCGAGGGAGGACUGGAUUUUAAGGAUUUCGCCGUCUUGAUUGAUGUGUUGAAUUGCGAUCAACUCCAAAGCAAAGUUCGAUGGGCUUUCGCCAUUUGCGACAGCGAGAAAAUGGGCUCGAUCUCACGACCUUCGGUCCACAUGAUGAUCCGUCUGUUGGAUCAAGUGGCUGAGAAGGGCUUCAUGAAUCCACCCACCGAUGAAGAGAUUGAAGACAUGACCUACCGGCGCAAUAUGGACCCCUUCAAAUUAGCCGAGGACAGAGUGGAUGACAUUAUGCGGACGGGCGAAUUGGACCACGAGGGCAAAAUCUCUAUAGAGGCAUUGUUGAAAAUGUCGGAACGAGUCAUCUAUGCUCGGGAUUGA
Tigriopus californicus is the source of this 2329-nucleotide messenger RNA. RefSeq lists its product as uncharacterized. Gene Ontology annotation, molecular function: calcium ion binding. The record is from RefSeq and is a predicted model, not a curated record. NCBI's taxonomy places the organism in Eukaryota, Metazoa, Arthropoda, Copepoda, Harpacticoida, Harpacticidae. Bases 449 to 2329 code for a protein of 626 amino acids. The transcript is spliced from 2 exons.